Trifolium pratense (red clover) is the source of this 1451-nucleotide messenger RNA. RefSeq names its product putative F-box protein At3g16210. NCBI's taxonomy places the organism in Eukaryota, Viridiplantae, Streptophyta, Magnoliopsida, Fabales, Fabaceae. The coding region runs from base 39 to 1301 and encodes 420 amino acids. Gene Ontology annotation, molecular function: protein binding. The record is from RefSeq and is a predicted model, not a curated record. The transcript has a single exon.
ACUUCUUUCUCUCUCUCACCUUUUUACUGCAAAUUGAUAUGAAGAUGGAAGAAACAAAAGAAGUUGCUGUGACGACAAGCAACAAGGUUAGAAACUAUCUACCUCCUGAAAUCAUAUUUUUUAUUCUCUCAAAAUUGCCUCUUAAAUCAUUGAAAAAGUUUGAAUGUGUAUGCAAAACAUGGGCCGCUCUAUUUCAAAACUCUUAUUUCAUGACCAUAUACCGAAACAAUUUCAUAUCUAAUAGUAACCAUUAUGAUGAUACAUAUCUCGUCCUGCAAAAUGGUGUGGGACGAGAAGGCUAUUAUCACGGUGAAUACCGUUUUGAGUUUUAUUUGCUCCCUGGCCAGAGGUUUGAAGAUAGGAUCAAAAUAGAUUGGCCAACUCCAUUUCAAGUCGAUGGUUGUGGUAUUUAUAUCAUGGGUACGGUUAGUAUUAAUGGCAUUCUUUGUCUCAAUCAAGGGUAUGGAAGACGACUUGUAUUGUGGAAUCCAACUACUCGUGAAUUCAAGGUUAUUCCUCGCAGCCCUUUAGUAUAUGUACCACCUCAUCGGCACCCUCGCCAUACUCUUCAUGGAUUUGGUUAUGAUCAUGUAACAGAUGACUAUAAAGUGAUUCGCUUUGUGGAUUCAUUUCUCAUAUUUGACGAAAAUGAAGAGAUUGUAAAUGAAGAUAGAUCAUCAUACGAAAUAUUCUGGGAGAUAUAUUCUCUAAAAAGUGACUCUUGGAGGAAACUUGAUGUCAAUAUACCAAAUCGUUAUUACUAUACCCUAAAUCGUCGUAUUGGAGUGUACACGAAUGGAGUAUGUCAUUGGUGGGCUAAAACUAAUAAUUCACCUAAUUUUGAAGAAUGUUUGGUAUCAUUUGACUUUAGUAAUGAGGUGUUGAUUACAACACCCAUGCCCUCGUACUUGGAUGUUUCCAUUCCCUUAAAUUUGAAUCGUUCUUUGUAUUUGGACGAUACUUUUAGAUUUGUGGAGAGACAAUUGGUGCUUUUAAAUGAGUCAAUUGCAUUGAUCUCAACCGACUCAGAGACGGCUACAAUUCACAUAUCAAUUUUGGGCGAAUUCGGUGUAAGAGAAUCGUGGACCAAACUCUUUACGAUUCCAUGCUUACCUGUCAUUCAUUACUUCAUUGGAGUUGGGAAUUUGAGUAAUAUAGUCUUCUUUAAAACGAAUGAUUAUAAACUAGCUUGUAUUGAUUUAAAUACUAAGAUGAUUGAGGAACUUGACUUUAAAGUAAAGCAGUAUGCUUUUGUAGGGAAGUACAAGAAAAACUUUCUUCCUAUUGGAGGAGAGGAAUGAAUGUGUAGUAUAGCAAUCAACCACUGCUCUUUAAUUACUCUAUAUUUCUAUCGUAACGUUGGAUGAAACUACUCAAAUUUUAAUUUUAUUUUUAUCUGUUUAUUACAUUGUAAUGAAAUCUAGUAUCAUAAUGAUUUAAUAUAAUGUACU